Danaus plexippus (monarch butterfly) is the source of this 1688-nucleotide messenger RNA. RefSeq names its product cystathionine beta-synthase-like. Lineage: Eukaryota; Metazoa; Arthropoda; Insecta; Lepidoptera; Nymphalidae. The coding region runs from base 89 to 1600 and encodes 503 amino acids. Gene Ontology annotation, molecular function: cystathionine beta-synthase activity; cysteine synthase activity. Gene Ontology annotation, cellular component: cytoplasm. The record is from RefSeq and is a predicted model, not a curated record. The transcript is spliced from 10 exons.
UGAAACGACUCGGUAAAAACAUUAGCUUCCAUUAAGUUCUCCGUCUUAGUCGAAGCUAGUCGAAAUAAUAUUUCAUCCAAAGCUCACAAUGUUCAACUUAUUUCAGGCUAAGCAUAAAUACAGUUUAGGUCACAAAGUUGCACACUUAAAUCAUCGGAGGUCGCCAUAUGUCAACAAGGUAUAUAAUAGCAUAUUGGACUUUGUUGGGAACACGCCGCUUAUAAAACUGAACAAAAUACCAAAGGAUUAUGGAAUCCAUUGUGAUAUUUACGCAAAAUGUGAGUUUAUGAAUCCGAGUGGCUCGGCAAAAGAUAGAAUAGCGUUGGCGAUGCUUCAAGAUGCUGAAAAAGGCGGCUUCAUUAAGGAAGAUUCAAAAUUUGUUGAGCCAACUUCCGGAAACACCGGCAUUGGGAUUGCCUUCAACAGUGCUCUAAUGGAUAAGAAAUGCUACAUCGUCAUGGGCGAAAAGAACUCAAGAGAAAAACUAACUACUAUGCAGGUUCUUGGAGCUGAAACAAUCAAAACCAAUGGCACAUCAAUACAAGUUGCUCGAGAUAUUAAAGAUUCUGAUCCUGAGAAUUAUGUUAUGUUAGAUCAAUUCGAAAACAAUGUUAAUCCGAGAGUUCAUUACGAGAACACGGGAGUUGAAAUUUUGGAGGCGUUGGGCGAUGUAGACAUGUUUGUCGUUGGUUGUGGCACCGGUGGCACUUUAUCUGGUGCUGGCCAAAGGAUCAAAGAGAAGUGUCCGAAGUGCACCAUAAUUGCCGCGGAGCCAGCUGGAUCAACUAUGUUUAAUGUAUCCGGAAUACCACAUCCGUAUUUGGUAGAAGGAAUAGGAGGACAGGAAGUUCCUAUUGUCCUUGACAAAUCUUUAGUAGACGAUUUCGAAAUUGUGACGGAUAAAGAAGCGUUUCUCAUGUCGCGGGAAAUAAUUAGAAAGGAAGGAUUACUUUGUGGAGGCAGCAGCGGUGCGGCAAUGGUUGCCGCAAUAAAAGCGAUUCAGAAGCGAAAAUUCACUGCCGGUCAGCAUGUGGUAGUCGUGCUACCAGACAGCAUUCGUAACUACAUGACCAAAUUCGUCACUGAUCAAUGGAUGGAAGCUCACCUCUUUAUUGAUCCACCACAACACGCUUCACCGUGGUGGAAUGAUCCCGUCACUCACUUAACCCUGGGACACACUUACCCUAUUCUAAGCAGUGACCAAACGUGCUCUGAAGCCAUACUCGAAAUGAUGAAAGAGAAUAUUGCUAUUGUGGUAGAGACGAACGGAAAUUUCUUAGGAGCAGUGACAAAGGAUGGCCUGCGUUCAGAAGCAACAAAUCCAAUGAGACUUCCACACAAAAGUAUUCAAGAGCUAAACUUCCAAGACUUUGUAUCUGAUCAUUUGGUCAAAGAUUGUUUCACACUGGCCAAAAACAGUGAACGUGGAAUGCCAACUAUAGGUCUAUUAUCCCGCAUGUUGGACGUAGCACAAUUUGUUGUCAUCGGAAGAAAUGUACAUGAGCUUGGACAAACUCACUUUGUGGCUGAAAGCGUGGCGACAGCAGACGAUGUCCUAAAUUAUAUUUUUGUUAAUCGCACACAAAAAAAAAGUAAAUGAAAAAAAUAAAGUCGACCUCCAUGAAAUGGCCUUCUUUGUGGAAUUAAACUUCAAGGACAUAAAAAUAAAAUAAUGCGGAAUAAUCGUA